Messenger RNA from Mycena indigotica, 1572 nucleotides. Its product is annotated as C3H1-type domain-containing protein. The transcript is spliced from 2 exons. Bases 1 to 1572 code for a protein of 523 amino acids. Lineage: Eukaryota; Fungi; Basidiomycota; Agaricomycetes; Agaricales; Mycenaceae. The record is from RefSeq and is a predicted model, not a curated record.
AUGACUGAUGGCCCAAUCCAAUCCCCGCAUGACGCACCCGUGGCUUUCACCGAACAGCAACGAGCCACUCUCAAGGGCGUGGUUGACAAGUAUGCCGCUGGGGAGCUUGACCGAGCUGCUGCAGUUGUCCACCUCACUAUCGCCCUCGGCAACAUCUGUGUCGCCCUCAAGGUCCCUUUCUCCGCCACCGUUCUCCGUCCCUAUAUCGAAGAGCUCGAGGGUGUCGAUAACCAGCGUGGGGCUGGGGACGGCGGCAGUAGCGGCGGUGCCGGCGGAUCAAACAACAAGCGGAGGCGAGACGACGACGACGAAGAGCAGGCGCCGCAGAAACGUCAAAGAAUCGACUAUGCGGAGCUCCUUCGCCCAGCCCUUUCGGCCGAUGAAUUUCUUGACACGGUCGUCUCGGCCAAAGCGCUCCUGGUCGCCUCUCGAGUCCAGAAGUUCUCGGAGGACCCGAAGGAGGCAGUCCGAGUCGUUGUCAACUCGCCGCUCGCCCCUGCCUUCCCCCCGGGACUCUGGAAGCUUGUCCUCCUCGACCAAUAUGUCGACUUCAAUCUCAUCCGUGCCAACACGUUCGCGACAGAACCCGAGCGAGCCUCCGAGCUCGUCAUCGGAGAUGGAGAGUUGGAAGUCCGCAAGCCGCGAGCCAGCUCACAGAUCACUAGCGCAGCCCAGUGGAAUGACGCGUUCUGGAUCUACUCAGAGGCAGUCAAUUUCGCCUUCCCUGGCCGCGAACAAGAGCUACGUGCCUACAACCGGCACAUCAACAAUACCUUCUCCAGCACCCACGACUCCUGCCACCACCGCGUCUUCAAACACGGAGUCUCCUCCUUGACGACGCGCGCACCCUUGAUCAAAUCCGGCACGCCCAUCUCUCCGAAACUGGGCUCCACGUCGUUGGAGACAUCGAGCGGCACCCGCGACAGCAACAAGCUCGUGAAAGGGGGGCCCGGCCAAAGCAACGGACGGGUCCAGUGGAACUUUGCCGCAACUACAACGCAAACCGCUGCGCGUUGGCGCACUGCAAGUAUCGCCACGCCUGCAUCGAAUGCCAAGGGCCCCAUCCCGCUUGCGAGUGUCCUGACAAGUCCACCCGACGCGUCUGAACGGGCUGGUACAACUACGAGAUGGGAUAGCAAACUCCACCUCUUUGUCCCGGAACUACUGCUUGGGGAAGAUGAAGAGUCGUCGUGCUUCCUGCCACAGUAUAUGCGGGGGAUGGGCUGGAAGGGUUUUGAGCCUGUGUCGUACAGCCGCACCGCUCGGUAUACGGAGAUCGAUGAACCGCUGCCGCAACCUUCGCCAUACGAGUUCUCCAACGAAACCGCCAUCCGAACCAUCCAUGCCAACCCGGACCUAUUCCAAGUCCCCCAAGUAAUUCGUGCCGACCACCUCGAGAACCUCCUGGGGGGGCAUCCAAAUCAGCCCUUUGUGCAGUCUGUCUUGACAGGGUUGCGCGAAGGCUUCUGGUCGUGGUUACACACCCACCACAAUGAAGGAUACCCGGAGACCUGGGAUAACUCCUGGGCUCCACCGCCAUCACAGCGAGAGAAGGACUUCAUCACCAGUUAG